GGCGGCCGAGGACGGGGACGGGGACGGCGACGACGCGGAGAGGGAGCCGCCCGGCCCAAGCCCGUCCGGUUGGCAGAGUGCAGCGGAGGCCUCUGUCACUGCCGUCAUGCCGUUCCCAUUUGGAAAGUCUCACAAAUCUCCCGCAGAUAUCGUGAAGAACUUGAAGGAGAGCAUGGCUGUUUUGGAAAAGCAGGACAUUUCUGACAAAAAAGCAGAAAAGGCUACAGAAGAAGUUUCUAAAAACUUGGUUGCCAUGAAGGAAAUCCUGUAUGGCACAAACGAAAAGGAACCGCAGACCGAAGCAGUGGCGCAGCUCGCUCAGGAGCUGUACAAUAGUGGCCUCCUGAGCACCCUGGUGGCCGAUCUGCAGCUCAUUGACUUUGAGGGCAAAAAAGACGUGGCUCAAAUUUUCAACAAUAUUCUCAGAAGACAAAUUGGUACAAGAACGCCUACUGUUGAAUACAUCUGCACCCAACAGAAUAUUUUGUUCAUGUUAUUGAAAGGGUAUGAGUCGCCAGAAAUAGCUCUAAACUGUGGGAUCAUGUUAAGAGAAUGCAUCAGACAUGAACCACUUGCAAAAAUAAUUUUGUGGUCAGAACAGUUUUAUGAUUUCUUCAGAUACGUUGAAAUGUCAACAUUUGACAUAGCAUCAGAUGCAUUUGCUACGUUCAAGGAUUUACUCACAAGACAUAAAUUGCUCAGUGCAGAAUUUUUGGAACAGCAUUAUGAUAGAUUUUUCAGUGAAUAUGAGAAGCUACUUCAUUCAGAAAACUAUGUGACAAAGAGACAGUCACUGAAGCUUCUUGGUGAACUACUGUUAGAUAGACACAACUUCACAAUUAUGACAAAAUACAUCAGUAAACCUGAGAACCUCAAAUUAAUGAUGAACCUGCUACGAGACAAAAGUCGUAACAUCCAGUUUGAGGCCUUUCACGUUUUCAAGGUGUUUGUGGCCAACCCCAACAAGACGCAGCCCAUCCUGGACAUCCUCCUCAAGAACCAGACCAAACUCAUCGAGUUCCUCAGCAAGUUUCAGAAUGAUAGGACCGAGGACGAGCAGUUCAACGAUGAGAAGACCUAUUUAGUUAAACAGAUCAGGGAUUUGAAGAGACCAACUCAGCAAGAAGCCUAAUGUCCAAUAAACACAAUAUUCAAUCCAAAUUCAGCAUUUGCUGUUAGCUAUUCAGCAUCAGGCUCUCGUAUCGAUUCAUGAGGAACAUUACUGCUAAUCUGCUGUUAAGUGAACGGUUUUUCAUUUUACCUUUUUGUUUUUCAGUCCAGGUUGGAGAACGUAGCUGCUGCUGCUUGCACCCCAGAGCAUGCGGGCUUCCCUUGAUCUUUGUGUCAUUUCAGAAUUCAAAGACCAUUGGCUGCAGGAAUUCUGAGCAUGGUGGGGUUCAUGAAGGCAAAUGUCCCAGAGGACAGUGGUGUUGGGAGAGGGCAUGGUGAGACUGGGGGACACUCUGUGUUCACAGUCCUCUUUGGUGAAGAUCCUGCAGGGCAUGGCACGCACCACCUGACUUCCUGUGUCAUCAGACGUCUGCCUUCGCUGAAGAAAGAGGAUGCGGCCAGGGCUUUACCUGCCAGAGAUCAGAGGGAACUAUACCAACAGUGUGAGCUUUUGGGGCAGAUAUUGAUACGCAGAUAAAGUGAUACUGAAACUUAGCAACUUCUCAAAAUCGUGAAGCUUCAUAAGAUCAUGAGGAAAAUGUACAUAUGCUUUUCACAGCUUUUGAGAACUUUCUGACAUUUGAUUUGCGUGAGACUUGUAAACCUGGACCUGUUGGAGGGUAUUUGUUAAUUUUAUUUUUGAAGGUAUUUCAAGCAGUAGAGCUAGCAGUGGCACCUUGCAUUUCAUUUCCACACUGCUUACAGGUUUCUUUUGUAUAUAAUUCUUAGAAUGCUCAUUUCUUUUAAAUGGUUUAAUUUGUACAGCAGAGGAAUGUUAUUGUAGUGUGUAACUAUUACCUAAUACUGAGUUUUUGCAAAAAAAAAAAGAAAAUGAAUGCUCAUAUGUAAUUGAAAUACUUUGAUCAUAUGAAAAUGCUGAUUUUAACAUUUAAGGAUCACAGCAUUAAAAUGAAAAAGUAAACCAACCCUUUAUAUUCAUCACCCAGGGGGCACCACCUUUAGGCGGAACUACAAACCUGGAACUCAGUCCCCUACACUUCCUGAAUAAUAUUGGCCUUAUACAUUUAAAGAGUCCUGAUUUUGCCAGAUGUGUGGAUGAUAGAGAUUAUGCUAAAUCAGUACUGAUUCUUUGUAAGGGACCUCUGUAGACAACCCUUUCUUUCUUAGAGUAAGUGAUCCAGUACAAUAGUUGUGAAACAGAAUAAAACUUUGGCUUCUCCUAGGAAAAGAGGAGUUCCUAGUUGUAGGUGUCCUAUGGGGAAAUUUAUUAUUUUUUUUAAUGUCCUGUUCCUUAAUGCUGCAAAUUAUCAGUAUUUAUAAAGUAACUGAUUUUGCACCACUUCUUGUGACUGUGACCACGGCAGAACAAUGUCUCCUAGACUGUAUCUAUGUCAGGCUAUAAGAAUGGUAUCUGUUCAUCUCAAUGACACGCAGAUCACAACUAACAAUGUACCAAUCAGAGUUUGCCAAUUCCAAUUCAGCAUGGCUGUGGCCGAGUAAGAAAUUGAUAAGAUUAUUCCUUGCUAGCCUCUCUUACUAACUGAAUCAUCUGUUGGCCAGUAAAACAAGCCUCCCAAUCAAUGUUUGAGUAGGUUUUAAGAUCUCCUUCAAGGAACACAUCGGAAAAACCUUUCCAGAAAAUAUAGUUAUAUUCUGUUUAAUUUAAUGACAGUUUACGUUAGUUGGUUUUCCUGAGGCUAUUUUUACCAGAAUCUGUGUGGAAUAGCUCAUGCUUUCUACUAGAAAUAGAGAAAACAUUACAACUUCUUUGAGGGGGGGGGGUCCUGCAGCUGCGUAGGAAGGCCACACUCGGCUGAGCCAGCCAAGCAUGCUGGUCCAUGUCUCUGGUGCUGUGUGCUGGGAUUUGAAAAUAGCAUCACACCAAGUGGAAGUGGAGAAAUGUCUCCUUGCCAGGCCAGUUCUUAGAACUUGACACAACACAACAGCUUGCACUUGGCAGGCACAGGUGUGGAAGAGUUGGGUGCAGUGUGUCAAAGGAAGCGUGUGUUACAAACACAGUGGAAGCUGAAGACACAUGAGACUUUCUGGUUUUGUUUUUAAACAAAACAAUGUGAAAACUUUCAAAGUUGAAAAGUUACAUUUGAAGUAUGGUCAUUAAAUAUAUUCCUACACCAAAAUUAUUACACCAGAAGUGGUUUCUUUUUGUGCAAAAAAAGUUUUAAUUCUACUUAGGGCAAGCAAUGUGGAAUUUUUAACCCUUUCAAAAAAAAAGUGGGAGAGGUACCCAAUUGUUAAUGCCAUGGAGACAUUUCCUUUCUCCUGAGGAAAAGUGAAUUUCUUAUCAGAAUAUCUGGCUGGCCCUGUAAUUUAAAUUAAAAUAAAAUUUUGGAGAAACA
Messenger RNA from Jaculus jaculus (lesser Egyptian jerboa), 3488 nucleotides. It is a transcript of the gene Cab39, whose product is annotated as calcium binding protein 39. The record is from RefSeq and is a predicted model, not a curated record. The transcript is spliced from 9 exons. Gene Ontology annotation, biological process: intracellular signal transduction. Lineage: Eukaryota; Metazoa; Chordata; Mammalia; Rodentia; Dipodidae. Bases 107 to 1132 code for a protein of 341 amino acids. Gene Ontology annotation, molecular function: protein serine/threonine kinase activator activity.